Molecule: messenger RNA, 1499 nt
Organism: Solanum dulcamara
Lineage: Eukaryota; Viridiplantae; Streptophyta; Magnoliopsida; Solanales; Solanaceae
Product: probable mediator of RNA polymerase II transcription subunit 26b
Exons: 10
Coding region: 1-1239 (412 amino acids)
Cellular component (GO): nucleus
Source: RefSeq, a predicted model, not a curated record
AUGACAAAUAUUUCUGGGGAACUUAGUAAAUGGAGGGACUUUUUUGGGUCAGCAAACUCAAAUGUAUUUGAUAUUCUUGAGUUUGCUGUAAGGGUGGCAGCUAUAGAUCACCCAAAAGAGUUUAAAUUGAGAAGGGAUAGAAUUACUGAGCUACUUUAUUCAUUUAGGGGAUUUGGUUGUGACAAUGUUGAAAAUGUUGUACCAAAUGCUGAUAAAGUAGUAGCAAAUACUGUUGAUGUUGAUGGUGAUAAGGGUACAAGAAAGUGUAAAAAUGAGUUUGUUAGAGAGUUUAAAGGUUGUGAUGUUAAAGAAAGGAAAAGUGGUGAAAUGAGUGUGACGGAAAUUGAGGCAUUGAGUGAUGAGAUAGAGGAAGAGUCUCGAGUUGUUAAGGAGGUUCUAUCGAUCAAAAAAAUCAUCGAUAACAAUCAAAACGAGUCUGAUUCGAAUAUAUAUAAGAGCUUAAGGAGGCUUCAACUGAUGGCUUUGUCUGUGGAGACUCUUCAGGAAACAGAAAUUGGGAAGUCUGUUUAUGCUCUCAAAAGGCACAACUCAAAGAAUAUUCGAUAUCUGGUCAAGACGAUUGUCAAGGACUGGAUGUAUAUGGUAAAAGAGUGGGUGGAUGCUCGAGCAGCAUUUACAGAAAGGAACCCUGAGUCUACGAAAGCAUUCGUUGUUGAUGGAGAGGAGGAGGGACUUCCUUCCCCGCCCUUGGAGGACUUACCUUUUCUUUCUACUCAGACCACCUCAAUCGAGUUGUCACAAAUCUUCGAUGGCAUGGAUGAUGAUGGAAAUGUUUUAAGAAGCGCGGACAAGAAGGACGAGCAAAAAAAGAAACAAACAUCACUUGUCAAACCAAACAAGCCUCCCGGAGGCAAUUAUGGGCGUGGAAGACCAACUAAACCAACACUCGAACGGAAGCUCAACAAUGAUCAUGAAAUGAAACUCCAGCAGAAAUCUGACAAAAGCAAAAUUCAAACGAGGCUCGUGCCUACUCAACAAAAUUUCAUUGUUUCGUUGUAUUUGAAACUGAAAUGUCCUGAUCAGGAUGAAGAACAUGUGAAAUUUGAGGCCACAAAGCGAAAGCUCCAAGAGCAUUACCAAGAAGCUGAAAAUGCCAAGAGGCAGAGGGCGAUUCAGGUGAUGAAGUUGCACGAGAUCCCCAAGCAAGGUCGUGGCGUUAGAAAUCCUCAAAUGAGACCCAGUAACUAUAAUAGGCCUUUGGCAAAUAAGCCUCGAUGAAUCAUUUCUUCGCGUUUGCAAGACAAUUAUGUGGAGGAGCAUCAGUCAUGACUCUCGUCUAGUUAAGAAACGCAUGCGUUUUGAAAUGUUGCCCAAGUUAUACAUGAUUUUCCUGUUGGAACAUUAGCCUGCUUUUGCUUUCUUCUUCAUAGAAAUCAUGCCCUGAAAUGCAAUUUGCACAGAAUAACUGCAUUUUCAUGACGUUGGAACUUUUUUGUAUUUCAAAUAUGAAUAGGAAUACAAAAGUUGAAUUUAAUUAU